GUUAAACUAUUUGAGUCAUAUUGUAUUAUGUCAUAUGUAAAUAAGACAGAUGUUAAAUUAUAUACAAAUUACAGCUGCACAUGACUCAGUUUAAUGUCUCACUUAAACAUUGAAUGUGACGUAUAAAAAAUGUCCAAAUAUUAAAAAAGUAAAUUCUGUGGCGCUGUUUUCUGCUGAACCUUUGUUCAUUGUUUUAUUGUGUUGUGUGUCAGACCUAAAGUCUAUUAUUAAGACCACUCGGCUCUAAUGGAAUUAAAACAUCUCCAGAUGUGAAUGAUAAAACACAUGCUUCAGUCCCGGUUUGAGACAGUUGAAUCCCUUUUAGUUGAGCUCAGGUCAUGUUUUAUCAUUAAUGAAGAAUCAUGGCCUGUGGAUGGACUGUUUCCAAUGAAGGGGGGCAGUGGGAGCUGCUGUAGCUGAGGAAGAGGAGCAGCUACAGAUGCAAAACUGCACAUCCAGUAAAGACUCAUGGAAGCAAAGACUGGAGGUCAAAUAGAAUGAUUUGCCCCCGAUGGGAACAGCUGAAUGAUGAUGAAUGGCUAUUUCCACACCAGGAUGGAGGCUGCACUGUGAAAACCAUCAGCAGGUCCACGCUGUGUUUUCAUGGGCCAGCAGACCACCUCUGCACUGUAUGUGCCCAUGCACACGAGCCUACGUGCACGCCGGCCCUUGCCCUCUCUGCUGCAGCACUGCAUUACAUUAUUCUUGACCCUCCCUUCCUUCCUGUCUUGAUGUACCAGCAGAGAACGCCCAUGGGGGGGGGGGGGGUCAGAGGCCAAAGCAAAGGAAUCGCCCGAUCAUCAGCUUGAGACACUCGCUCACGCCCACAUUCCCAUAAAGUCCAGUGUAAACACGCUUUUUGUACAGUACAUGUCCCGCCUGCAUCACUCAGUCCGUAGCGUGGCUUUGGAGAGACAGCACGUCAGCAGCCGCUGAUCUGAGCCGGGACGCGAGUAGAGGAUGUUUGCUUCCAGAUGCCCGGCGGCAUCUCUGCUGCUCUGCCUGUUCAGCUCAGUUAAUUCAUCUCCUGUGCCUUUUUACACACCUGCUCCCCACCACCCAUUGCAAAUCUCACCGCCCGCUCCCUCUCCCACGCGCCUCCCAUCUCUACCUCCCCCUUCUCUCAGCCCUCACCCGUUCAGGGAGCCUGGAGAGUCCGCGGACGGAGGCCUCUGCCCUCUGACCCUGACCCCGUCCGCUCUGGUAGUCAGGUUUGGAGAUCCAGUUACAGUCAACUGCUCCGCGUCAACGCCAAACGUGCCUGGUGUGGGUUGGGUGGUGUCACUGGGAGGAGAGGAAAAACCUGAGUUCUCCAUGACUAGUUUCCUCGUCUGGGGAGUGAAAAGCUUGACGGACUGGAGCAUCACGCCUGUGUGCUUCACUCUGGUUGAACAGGGAGGACAGUGCCAACGUCAUCUCUCUCUCAUAAUCUACAAGCCUCCGUCCAGCGUGUCCAUGGCUGUUCUUAACCACUCUGGGCCGCUGUUGGAGGGCGGUCAGUACACUCUGCUGUGUACAGUACAUGAUGUGGCUCCUGUUCAGAACCUCGCUGUGACCUUCUACCGAGGACACACAGCCCUCGGUCGUGUACGAUCCAACGCCACCACAAAGACGCCCGUAACCGAGACCUUUAGUCUGGACAUCGUCCCGAGCAAAGAGGACGAUGGAGUCCAGUACUGGUGUGAAGCCAGGCUAGAACUGGGCCCUGCAGGACCACAGCGCCCUCCAGCUGUGGUCUCUCCAAAGCUCACGUCCACCGUCCACUUUGGCCCCCAGCUCACUUGUCCUGCAAAGCUGUGGGUGAAGGAGGGAGAGAGGCUGGGGUGCGAGGUGAGGGGGAAUCCUCCGCCGCUCGUCAACUGGUACAGAGACGGCGAGAACGUCACGCUGCCCACGCGCUCCAAGCGCUGGCACAGUGGGAGGUACACCGUGUGCGCGGAGGGGGUUCUAGGACACAAGGAGUUCACCGUGGAGGUGGAGGUGCUGCCCACUAACGGAAGCGCCGCCGGCUCCAGCAGAGGCUUCCUGCUGGGCGUCCUCCUCAUUCAGUUCACCCACUGGCUGUAAAAAGACAAUGCUGCUCCUCGUUGUCAUGAACUGUCCGACUGUGAGAAAUGUUCCCGAGUGCUUUUUAAAAUUAGCCUCUUUUUGUGCAUCUUCUCAUUUGAAGGGCUUCUGUCCAGGUACAUGUUUUACUGUUUUUUGCAACACUUCUUAACGAGUCUUUUUGUUCUGUAACCUGCACAAGUGCCCAGUCUCAUCUGUUCCAGAGCAACAGCUGAUCUGCUCUAACAACUAUACUAACAUAGCUGUUACUGUGAUACACCUUUUUCCUAAACCACUGUAAUAAAUGUCCUUUUAAUACAUGGAUUUAAAAGUGUAGUGCCUUACACAUUCCUACUAUAUCAGAAUAAAACUAUCAACAGGUUGUUAGUAAA
Betta splendens (Siamese fighting fish) is the source of this 2438-nucleotide messenger RNA. RefSeq names its product hemicentin-1-like. The transcript is spliced from 7 exons. The coding region runs from base 961 to 2067 and encodes 368 amino acids. The record is from RefSeq and is a predicted model, not a curated record. NCBI's taxonomy places the organism in Eukaryota, Metazoa, Chordata, Actinopteri, Anabantiformes, Osphronemidae. Gene Ontology annotation, cellular component: membrane. Gene Ontology annotation, biological process: cell-cell adhesion. Gene Ontology annotation, molecular function: integrin binding.